Sungouiella intermedia is the source of this 1263-nucleotide messenger RNA. The record is from the annotation of a GenBank genome assembly. NCBI's taxonomy places the organism in Eukaryota, Fungi, Ascomycota, Pichiomycetes, Serinales, Metschnikowiaceae.
AUGUCCAAAUUCUUUACUGAAGUCCAGGAAUUGCCUCCUGACCCACUUUUUGGCUUGAAGGCCAGAUACGUCGCCGACUCCAGAGAUGAUAAGGUGGACUUGGGUAUUGGUGCCUACAGAGAUAACUCUGGAAAGCCAUGGAUUUUGCCUGCUGUCAGAAAAGCAGAGCGCAAAUUGAUCGACUCUGAGGGCUACAACCACGAGUAUUUGUCAAUUUCGGGCUACGAGCCUUUCUUGGCCGAAUCUGCCAAGGUUAUCUUGGGGAAGGACUCGCCAGCAAUCAAGAAUAACUUGGUUGUUUCUCAACAGUCAUUGUCAGGAACUGGAGCUUUACACUUGGCUGGAGCUUUCUUGAAGACGUUUUUCGCUGGAAAUCACACCGUUUACUUAUCGAAACCCACUUGGGCAAACCACAACCAGAUCUUCUCAUCUUUGGGUUUGAAAGUCGAGACUUACCCAUACUGGGACGCCGAGAACAAGAAAUUGGACAUUGAUGGCUACGUGAAAACCAUCGAAUCUGCCCCUGAGGGCUCCAUCUUCUUAUUGCAUGCCUGUGCCCACAAUCCAACAGGAUUGGAUCCUACCCCACAAGAAUGGAACACCAUCUUAAAAGCCAUUGCAAAGAAGGGCCACUUGCCAUUGUUCGACUCGGCUUACCAGGGUUUUGCUUCCGGAAAUUUGGACAAAGACGCUGCUCCUAUUAGAGAUGCCAUCUCCUCGGGAAUUUUUGAGUCUCCGAUCUUUAUUUGCCAAUCUUUCGCUAAGAAUGUCGGCAUGUACGGUGAGCGUGUGGGAGCUUUGCACGUUGUGUUGCCAGCCUCAGAGCCAGCUGAUGUGCGUGAGCCUUUGAAGAGAGCUAUCAAGUCGCAAUUGAACAAGUUGACCCGUUCCGAGAUCUCCAACCCUCCAGCCUAUGGAGCAAAGGUGGUUGCUACCAUCUUGACGGACGAUGAGUUAAGAAACCAGUGGGAAGAGGACUUGGUGACGAUGUCAUCCAGAAUCAUUAAGAUGAGAAACGAAUUGAAGGGUAGAUUAGAGAAGUUGGGCACUCCUGGUACUUGGGACCACAUUACCAACCAGACGGGAAUGUUCUCGUUCACUGGGUUGACCCCAGAGAUGGUUGCACGUUUGGAGAAGGUGCAUGGAGUUUACUUGGUCAGCUCUGGCCGUGCCAGUGUUGCAGGAUUGAACGAUGGUAAUGUGGAGAAGGUUGCCAAUGCGUUUGAUGAGGUUAUCCGUCACUGCUCCAAGUCCAAGUUGUAA